Molecule: messenger RNA, 249 nt
Organism: Closterium sp. Naga37s-1
Lineage: Eukaryota; Viridiplantae; Streptophyta; Zygnematophyceae; Desmidiales; Closteriaceae
Source: the annotation of a GenBank genome assembly
GUGGUGGAGAUUUCUACCAAGGUUGGUGCGAAGUACGGUCGCACGAUGUGCCAUUUUGUGGGAACUGAUAUUGUCACCGAUGAGAAGGUGGAAGAUACCGUGCCGUCUACUCACAUUUGCAACGUUCCAGUGGUCCGUACCGACUUUCAACUCGUAACUCUCGAGAAUGGCUACGUAACUGUUACGACGCCCGAGGGUGAUUUGAGGAGCGAUCUUCACCUUCCGACCAAUGAGGCUCUCGCCUCACAG